Lactuca sativa (garden lettuce) is the source of this 447-nucleotide messenger RNA. RefSeq lists its product as uncharacterized. Lineage: Eukaryota; Viridiplantae; Streptophyta; Magnoliopsida; Asterales; Asteraceae. The record is from RefSeq and is a predicted model, not a curated record.
AUGAAAUUUGCCAAACCAAGAAGGGAGACAAUGAGAAUGGUUUUUAUUUGCUUAUCUCUUUGUCUUUUUAUUUCGUUGGUGUUUGGGGAAGGUCCACCAUCGGCCUAUGAUGCUAUAAAGAAAUACAACCUCCCUAUUGGUCUUCUUCCAGAAGGUGUUGUUGGUUAUAAUUUGGAUCCUAAAAGUGGUGAGUUUUCAGUUGAUUUAAGUAGCAGUUGUGUUGUACGUGCAGGAAAAUAUAAACUCAGAUAUAGUUCUACAAUCACAGGGAUGAUUUCUAAAAACAAAAUAGAAAAAUUAAGUGGUGUGAAGGCUAAAAUAGCAUUCUUUUGGAUUGAUAUUGAGAGUGUGAAUAGGAACGGUGACCAAAUCGAGUUUCAGAUUAGUAACUUUGCAACUAAAGACUUUCCGAUUACUAUUUUUAACAAGUGUCCUGAAUGUUACUAA